AUGGACACCGCUAGCACGGCGACGGCGGAGGAGGAGGUCACCCGCUUAGAAGACCUCCCGGAGAGCUGCCUGGCACACGUGCUGGCGCUCACCUCCCCGCGCGAUGCCUGUCGCUGCGCCGCCGUGUCCCCUUCCUUCCGCGAGGCCGCCGAGUCCGACGCCGUCUGGGAUCGCUUCCUCCCGCCCGACUACCGUGCGGUCCUCCUGCGCUGCUGCUCCGGCCGCCCGCCGCCGCUGUCAUCCAAGAAGGACGCCUACCUCCGGCUUUCUGACGGCGCCGUCCUGGUCGACGGCGGCGACACGGCGGUGUGGCUGGCGAGGGGAAGCGGCGCCAAGUGCGUGGCGCUGUCAGCCAGGAAGCUGAGCCUGCCGUGGGACGACGGCGAGUUCAGCUGGAGAUGGACGCCUCACCCUCGCUCCAGGUUCGCGGAGGUGGCGCAGCUGGUGCACUGCACCGGCCUGGACAUCUACGGCCGGCUGCCGGCCGCCGCGCUGACGCCGGCGACCGACUACGCCGCGUACUUGGUGUUUGACGUGGCGGACGAAGGCCACCGCGGCCUGAGCUUCCCGGACCAGGAGACCACGGUGGCAGUCGGCGGGCGCGCGGCGUCGCGCCACGCCGUGUGCCUUCGCCCCGACGACGACGAGGCGCGCAAGUUCAGGGGCGUGGCCCGUGCGGACGGCGGCGACGACGGGGUGAGGCGGCCGGCGCUGCGUGACGACCGGUGGUCGGAGAUUGAGAUGGGACGGCUACGUAUCGAUGACGCCAUGGCCGUGAAGGAGGAGGAGGUGAUGGUGAGCUUCGAGGUGUUGGAGUGGUACCCCAAGCGCGGGCUUAUUGUCGAGGCCGUCGAAUUUAGGCCAGUUUGA
Messenger RNA from Triticum turgidum subsp. durum (durum wheat), 870 nucleotides. The record is from the annotation of a GenBank genome assembly. NCBI's taxonomy places the organism in Eukaryota, Viridiplantae, Streptophyta, Magnoliopsida, Poales, Poaceae.